Mycena citricolor is the source of this 2160-nucleotide messenger RNA. The record is from the annotation of a GenBank genome assembly. NCBI's taxonomy places the organism in Eukaryota, Fungi, Basidiomycota, Agaricomycetes, Agaricales, Mycenaceae.
AUGCCUUCCAUCACCACUUUCCUUCAACUCUCUGCCCUCGUCGGCGUUGCGCUUGCUCUCCCAGGCAACCUGACGCUCGUCGAGAACGACAAGCGCGCGUCCUGCACGGUCAACAGCGUCGCCAGCGCUGCUAACUUGGGCAGCUGCACCAGCGUCGUCAUCCAGGGCUUCACUGUCCCUGCUGGCAACACAAUCACCAUCGCUGCCGCCAAGGGCGCGACCGUGACCAUGACCGGCGAUGUCAUCUUCGCGAAGACCUCGACUGCCGGCCCUCUCUUCACCUUCAACACCCCCGGCAUCAACUUCAAUGGUGGAGGUCACAAGAUCAACGGGAACGGUGCCUCUUACUGGGAUGGCCAGGGCACCAACGGUGGCUCAUUCAAGCCCCACCCCUUCAUCAAAGUCAAGGGCUACGGAACGAUCCAGCAGUUCACUGUCCUCAACUCGCCGGCGCAGGCGAUCUCUGUCGGAACCAGCGGUGGCACAACCACUAUCUCGCAUGUCACCGUCGACAACUCGCUUGGCGACUCCAAGGGCGGCCACAACACCGACGCCUUCGAUGUCAGCGCUGACGACGUCACGAUCGCAUCGUGCACCGUCAUGAACCAGGACGACUGCCUCGCCCUCAACUCCGGAAACAACGUCGUCUUCCAAGACAACUCCUGCGCCAACGGCCACGGAAUCUCUAUCGGCUCGAUCGCCACUGGCAAGAGCGUCACCAACUUCAAGGCGCUGCGCAACACCGUCACCAACAGCUUGUACGGCAUCCGCAUCAAGGUCCAGGCGUCCGCCACUGGCGCCAAGGUCGCCGGUGCCCUCUACGACGGAAACAAGCUGUCUGGCAUCACCUCUUACGGCGUCCUGAUCACCCAGAGCUACCCCGCCAACAACGGCAAGCCCGGAACCGGAGGACCCAUCACCGGCGUCCAGUUCAGCGGCGGUAAGACCACCGUCGCCGGCACCAGCAACGCUUACGGCCUCGUGAUCGACUGCGGCGCCUGCACCGGCACCUGGGACUUCUCCGGUCUCGACAUCACCUCCGCUGGCAAGGGCCACGUCCUCACCCUGGACAAGGCUAAGCUUUCCGGAGGCGUGUACUAAGUCUCUCAUUCUCUCAGUCAAAACUACUUACCUUACUUGUAUAUGAAACACGGAAAUCUAUUGAUCUGCUUCUCAUGGCAGAGCCCAACUCUGAAUAUUGAAUGCUGGCCGAAGCCUGAGUGCGAUUAGACUAUCUCAGUCUAUCUAACAUGACUGGUCCUGCGGGAGCACCAGGUGGCUAUGCGUAAGUCCCCCAACCGAUCGACAGAGGGGUUAGAUCAUCCAGCAACGGACGAUCGAUCGCGUUCUCGAUGCUUCUUACGUGCGAGGACAGCUGAGAGAUCGGCUCACCGCAGUCCUGACUCCUGAGAUCCAAGCACACUCUGACCAAUCGGAAGGAAUGUGAGUGCCGGCGCGACAGAUUGACGAGCCCCGUUUGGGAUACAGCUCCUGGAGUAUCGAGCCUGAUGGUAGACACAUGCAUCGGAAAGUUCAGUGCAGAGAUUAACGACAUCGGAAUGCCUCGAGCUCGACCAGUCCCUGAAUCGUCUCAGGGCUGCUGUCCCAAGUUCGCAGUACCGCUACAUCAGUCACAGCCAUGCAGUGUUAAAGUUGGUCCUUGUACGAUGAGCCAGCACCGCAAACAGCAGUGCGUUCUCCUGCGCGGGGUUCUCUAUCGUGACGAGCUCAAACGAAGUCCAAUCCAUGCCCAACUCCUGGUUGGCAUCCGCCUGAAGGCGCUUCACGUCGUCCCAGGGAAGGCGUAAGACGUAGCGGUACCCAGCAUGCAGGAUCAGCAUCGGUGAGACGAGCACCGCCCACGAGAGGCGCCAAAAAGCAGCAAAGACGUGCCAAGCGAGCAAUGCGAGGGCCAGCAGAAGAAGCUCUAAGCACAGCGGGCACGCGAAGGGAGUAUCCCAGAUAUGAACUAGCCGAGGGGAGGCGGAUGAAGGGCAGGUGCCCUGGUCGGAACCCAGAUCCCACCCGGGUUAAGGUGGUUUGCCUUUGCGACGACGAGAUCCAAGAUCUGCUGGCCUGCGCGCCCAUUACGCUCUUUUCUGUCGGGUUCAUAGGCGUGAGUUGCGGAUGAAGAUGAGGCGGAGGAUAGGAUGGGGCAGG